This is a messenger RNA of Penicillium odoratum, 933 nucleotides long. RefSeq lists its product as uncharacterized. Lineage: Eukaryota; Fungi; Ascomycota; Eurotiomycetes; Eurotiales; Aspergillaceae. Bases 1 to 933 code for a protein of 310 amino acids. The record is from RefSeq and is a predicted model, not a curated record. The transcript has a single exon.
AUGCCUUCCACAGUAUUUUUCAUCAUAUUUUCCUUUAUAGCUAUUCGCGUCCUCGGUCUCUCUCCAAGCCUACAUGAGGUCUUCAGGUUCCCCAACGGUACAUGGGUUGAAAACAUAGCUGUACAGCCUAACGGAAAUAUUCUCGUCUCACUCGUGAAUACGCCAGAACUCUGGCAGGUCACACCUUCGAUCCAACCAGGUCCCUAUCCAGCCCAAUUAAUUCACCACUUCGACGGAGCAAGCUCCGUUAAUGGGAUCACCGAGCUUUCACUCGAUAAAUAUGCAGUGAUUGCAUCUAAUUCUGUGUGGAAAGUCGAUCUAAGUGCUCAGAGCUCGAAGCCAAUUCAAAUCGCCACACUCCCCAAUGGAACCCUGAAUGGCAUGGCGACAUUAAAUGAAAGAUCAGUUGUCAUUUCGGAUUCUCAACUGGGUCUUGUUUGGCGUCUCGAUACAGAAACAGGCGACUAUACCAUGAUACAUCAGGAUGGGACGAUGGCACCGAAUGAUGAUCUGGGUUUGAUGCUUGGGAUCAAUGGAUUGAGAAUAAAAAAUGGCUACAUGCACUACAACAAUAGCCCUCGGCGAAUAUUCUGCCGCGUUUCUAUUGAUGCUCAUACUGGUGAAGCAUUGGGACUUUAUGAGAUCGUCGCGCAUGAUGUUCUCGCUGAUGACUUUGCUAUUGGUUCAAACGGCGUGGCAUACUUGGCUGGGCUCACGGAUAAUGUGGUUACUAAAGUCUUUCCGAAUGGAUCACACACGGUUAUUGCGGGCUCUAAAGAUUCGAGGGAUUUGAUGACUGCCACGUCGGCGGCAUUUGGUCAAGCAUUCAAUGGCCACGACAUUCUUUAUAUCACUACAGGAGGGGAGUCAGAGCAUCCUGUGAAAAAUAAAAAUACUAGAGGCGGAAAGGUUAUGGCGCUGAUGAUUGAUUGA